UGGAGCGAGAUCGCGCGCGCGAUGGGCACUCGGAGUGGACAACAGUGCGCACAGCGGUGGCGACACAAGGUCAACCCAGGGAUCCGACGGGAGCGGUGGAGCGAGGAGGAGGAUGAAAAGUUGAAGACACUGAAAGAGCGCUACGGGUCGAGAUGGGCAACGAUCGCGCGUGAAAUGGGUGGUCGCACGGAUCAGCAAUGUAUGGGACGGUGGAGACGACAUCUCGAUCCGACAGUGACUCGCGGCGCGUGGGCUCGGGACGAAGACGAGCUCUUGUGCGGGUUGUACGACGAGUACGGUCCGCGAUGGUCAUUCAUCUGUCAGAGCGUUCCGGGUCGCACCGCGCAACAAUGUCGCGCGCGAUGGUUUCAAGUCGACGGUAAGCCCAGGGAAGAGCGCGAUCAUCGCCCGUCCAGGCGGCAAUCGCCCGUCGAGACUUCAUCUCAUGGACCCGCGGAGGAUCAUCCAGCGCGGCGAUUUUCCGAUCAUGAAGGGUUGGUGACGCGUACUUCGAUCGAUUCGAUGCCCAUGGCGAGUCUGUCGCCAACACCAGUCGCUGAAAAACGACCAUUCAGUCACAUUCUGGCCGAAGUCAGCGCGCGCACGACGCAAAAGACUGGAUCGUUAAUAGAAUCCGCCUCCAUAGCGACUGCGCUCGGGCGCGCUUCGCCGGCGACUCUCUCAAAGCGCAAACAAGUAUCGACAGCGCUGGAUCCGAUGUCGCUUUGGCGCGACGUCGGCGGUACGAAAGCCGUCGGUAAGCGCAAACGCGGACGCCCGUCGAAGACGGUGGACGCGCCGCGGUCGCCGAUGGCGAGGCUUUCGGUACAAUCUCCUCGCGCAUCAUCGGUGUAUGCACCGCGAACGCGCGCGCGAGCGUCGACGGCAUCUGCAUCAUCCAAAUCUACGCCUCAUUCGUCAGUGAUUGGUCGAUCGACAGAAGAGGAUAAACUCUCCGUUUUGCUCGGCGUCGCGCUCGGUCGAAGCGACGGCGCGGCGCCGCGUUGAAUCGGCUAGGGAAAAAUAAUGUUGGUUUGCUGCUCGUGUUGUAACGACAAACUACGAAGAGAAAAACGUUUUUAUGAGCGCUGGAUUCGGGAGUCGAUAGCUACGCCGCGACGCACUCGAGGAGCGCUUGAAAGUCCGCCUCCUCGUUCGCGUCGGGGAGGGCGUCAAAGCGCGCGUCGUCGAGCCACGCGAAAUCGUCGAUGUCAAUCCCAUCGAGGUCAUCUUGACUUUCUGAAUGAAUCCCCGAUUCUGAUUCCGCGCCGCGGGCGAGGUCGCCGUCCAGGCUCCCGAGCGCGCCCUCGACGUCGUCCGAGUUCGCGCUCGGCGAGUUCGCCCGUCGUCGUCGUUUGCGGUUGGCAUAUUCAUCGCGCUUUUCUCGCCGGCGCGUGGCUCGUCCCCGCGCGUCGCUCCAAACGGGCCCUCUCCGACGCGUCGACGAGACGAAUCCCUUCGUCUCCUCUUCGCGUCUUCGAUAGCCCUCGCGACGCGCGCGAGUUCCGAGCGCGUAGUCCGGCUUCGCGACCGCGUAUAAUCCGCCCCCGACGACGACGGCGUCCGCGCCGGCGUCCGCUCCCCAUCGCUCGCGCGCGACGACGCCACCCUUCCGUCCCAUCCCGCGCGCCGCUCGCGCGUCAGCUCCGACAGCGCGUCCUUCAGCACCGCGUUCUCCGUCGCGAGCGCGCGCGUCAACCGCUCGAGCGCGUCCACGCGUCGCCGCGCGUCCCGCUCGAGCGCCCGCUUCCGCGCCCGCGACGCCGCGCUCGCCGCGCGAUUCGCCUCGAGUCGACGCGCGCGUCGCGUCGCGUCGUCCGCGUCGCGCGUCGCCAUCGCGCGCGCG
Ostreococcus lucimarinus CCE9901 is the source of this 1846-nucleotide messenger RNA. RefSeq lists its product with no specific name. Lineage: Eukaryota; Viridiplantae; Chlorophyta; Mamiellophyceae; Mamiellales; Bathycoccaceae. Bases 22 to 1008 code for a protein of 328 amino acids. The transcript is spliced from 3 exons. The record is from RefSeq and is a predicted model, not a curated record.